Molecule: messenger RNA, 696 nt
Organism: Cyclospora cayetanensis
Lineage: Eukaryota; Apicomplexa; Conoidasida; Eucoccidiorida; Eimeriidae
Exons: 5
Coding region: 1-696 (231 amino acids)
Source: RefSeq, a predicted model, not a curated record
AUGGGAGGAGCUGCACUCGGCGCAGACACUACACACUGCCAACGGGGCACUGCUCGCGAGAAGGGGGGGUGGCCUGCUGCUGCUGCUGCUGCUGCUGCUGCUGCGGCUGCUGCUGCUGCUGCUGCUCAUGUUGUGGCUGCUGUUUCUUGCGUUUCCGACUGCUCUGCCCCCCCCAAUGACUUCUUUUGCUACUUGCGUUCGAAGAAAUACCCCUUGAGAGCCAGGACAGAACAUGCGGAGGCAGCAGGGCCCUCAGGCUGUCUGACAGCCAAGGGAGCUGAUUCUCCUGGAGCUGUUGCUGCUGCUGCUCUUGCCACUGCAGCAGCUGUUGCUGCUGGCCUGUGUCUUUGCUGCGGCGCUGCAGCUGGUGCAAUAACGUGGGAAGGUGCGGGAGUCUCAAGGGGCUGCUACCCUUGGGAAUUGUGGAGUAGUGACACCCGCAAAGAAAGCGGCUUUCAAAAAUGCUAUCGUGAUGCACACGCCUGCUCUUCGAGACCACACAGCAGCAGCCGCAACACACAAAGCAACGGUUGUGGGGCCAUCAAGGCGCCUAAUGCCGUCCAGCAAGCAGCUGCAGCUAUGUUAUGGCAUCCCUCAAUGGCGACGCUAGGGAACAGCUCAGCAGCAGCUGCUGUUGUUCCUGCUGCCCAGUCACACGCUGAGGCGGCAGCAGUUUCUCCUGGCACCUGCGAGUAA